Messenger RNA from Staurois parvus, 414 nucleotides. The record is from the annotation of a GenBank genome assembly. Lineage: Eukaryota; Metazoa; Chordata; Amphibia; Anura; Ranidae.
ACUGGCUGGACAUCCCACUGCCGGAAUCAAGCGAUUGGCUGGAAGACCGCAGGAAGGCAGGUUGCUGGACACAGGAUUCCAGAAGCAGGCUGGGCAUCAAGAGCCUGUACGUCGUCAGGCUGGGCAGCGGGCGGAGGCACGUCAGGGCAGGCAGGGCAGCAGGGGCAGAGGCACGUCAGGCUGGGCAGCAGGCAGAGGCACGUCAGGCUGGGCAGCAGGCAGAGGCACGUCAGGCUGGGCAGCAGGCAGAGGCACGUCAGGCUGGGCAGCAGGCAGAGGCACAUCAGGCUGGGCAGCAGGCAGAGGCACAUCAGGCGGAGCAACGGGCACCGGGCCAUCAGGCGGAGCAGUGGGCACGGGCCAUCAGGCGAGGCAGCGGGCACCGGGCCAUCAGGUGAGGCAGCGGGCACCGAG